Benincasa hispida (wax gourd) is the source of this 639-nucleotide messenger RNA. The record is from RefSeq and is a predicted model, not a curated record. NCBI's taxonomy places the organism in Eukaryota, Viridiplantae, Streptophyta, Magnoliopsida, Cucurbitales, Cucurbitaceae.
AUGGCAACUACCAGAUAUGAAAUUGAGAAAUUCGAUAGUAAGACAGACUUUGAACUAUGGAAAGUGAAGAUUAAAGUAGUCUUGGGACAACAGAAGGCUCUACUGGCCAUUACGGACCCUGCAAAGUACCCUGAAACACUCACUGAGGCAGAGAAAGAGACAAUUGAAGUAAACGCGUGUGGAACCAUUGUCUUGAAUGUAACAGACAAUGUUUUGAGGCAGGUUAUAAACCAGCCUACUGCCUAUGCCCUUUGGAAUAAACUAAAUGAGAUAUAUCUCAACAAAGACUUGUCCAACAAAGCUUUCUUACGGGAAAGAUUCUUCACCUACAAGAUGGAUGCAGCAAAGUCCCUCACGGAUAUUCUGAAUGAGUUCAAGAGACUGUCUUCUGAAUUCAGAUCAAUAGGAUACAAUAUUGGGGAAGAGAACGAGGCUUUCAUAUUGCUAAAUUCUCUACCAGAAUCUUUCAAAGAUGCCAAGACAGCCAUAAAAUAUGGUAGAGAAAGAAUAACAACAGAAGCAAUCAUAUCAGCAGUAAGAGUCAGAGAACUUGAGUUACAAAUGAGUAAGAAAGGUCAACAAGAAGGUGAAGGCUUGUUUUCAAAGGGGAAAAACAAGAAUAGCAGGAAGGGGAAAUAG